UCACGUGAUUUUUGUAUUAAAAGUUUUGUAAUUUUUUAAAUAAAAACGGAAAAAGUGUUAAAAUUGAAGAAAUAAAAUGGCAAAUUUAACAAUUACUUAUAUACUAUGGUUUUUCGGUGGAAUAUUUGGCUUACAUCAUCUAUACCUAAACCGGCCACAACAUUGUUUUAUAUGGCUAGUUACAUGGGGUGGAAUGGUGAUCGGAUGGUUAACCGAGGCAACAAGAUUGAAGGAGUACGUUGAUGAGGCCAACGAGGGGAAAUUUUACAAGGAACGUAUGAAAGUUGUGAGAACGCAUAAUCCGAAGCCGAGCUUCAAUCUGGUUGUUCUAGGAAGUCAGCUUAUGAUAGGUCACCAGCUUGGUGGGCUUAUGAUAAAUUCUGUACCGGAGUAUUACACGGUAGAGGCAUGGUACGGUCCUUAUCUCUCACACAUUUUAGCGGCAAUAGGGGCUUCUGUGGGCGUACAUCUUGCUUCAAACAUAGGGCCACAAGAAGCACCAUUAUUGCAGCCACUUGUAGCCGCAGUUGCAACAUUUCCAACUGCUUUCUUUCUGUAUAACCGACGAACGCUCUAUACCAUGCUCUGCGUUAUCGUAGCGUCGUAUGUAAGUUCCGAGUAUUCCCGAUGGGUUACGAAGUCAAAACCGAGGACGCUGAUUGGCUAUUUGAAAACAGGUGCUUGUGUUGGAUUGGGUCUCCUGCUAUAUCUUAGUUUAUGGACGUCCAACAUGUACCACAACGUGACGGUGAAUACAUUGAAUGGGACAAGAAUACAUUUACGUGAAGCUGUGUACAAUUUUGCUCGAACUCAGCCGUGGGACGAGGCACGCGAAGUAGCACAGGAUCUUCUGCCAUGUUUGAAGGUAUACAGUAUGGAUGUGUGCCAAUACCAGAUGCUGAGCAGGUUGGCGGAAAUAUCCGAUCCCCAGAGAGAUUCCUGGGCGUUUGAAGUCCUUGGAUUUGAAAAGUAUCCUUCACAGAAAGAGGUAAACUCGCAUUGUCGUAAAAUAUCAAGUAAAUGGCACCCAGACCGCUUUACGAGAGCAAACGAAACCGAAAAAGAGGCAGCCGAAAAGAAGUUCAUUGAUAUACAGAAAGCAUGCGGUAUGCUGAGUAAAUUGAAAAGCAGACGAGAACGGAAAAACACGUGGUCUGAUUCUGACCAAUCAGAAACUAUAAUUGUUACAGAAACUAGUGACGUCGACACAGACAAUGAUGACAUAAACACAGAAGACAAUGUCGAUGAUAGUCAAGAUUAUUACAAUGGGGAUAGUGAACAGAGAGAAUAUGAAGAUUAUGAUGACGUAGAUAGUAAUGUAAUUGACACAAGUAAAGAUGGUAAAGAUUACAAUAAUAAUGAUGAAGAUGAUGUCCAAAAUGAAUCAGCAUGUGAUCGUGAUGAUUGCGGGGAAUUGUAGAGCAAAUAAAACAUCUAGUCCAAAGAUUUGCACCUAUUGAACUAUAGAAUUGUACUUAACAGUUAUUUAUUAUAUUUAUUAUACAUUUUAUGUUUUAACUGAAUAAAACGAUAUGUAAAUAA
Molecule: messenger RNA, 1542 nt
Organism: Ruditapes philippinarum (Manila clam)
Lineage: Eukaryota; Metazoa; Mollusca; Bivalvia; Venerida; Veneridae
Product: dnaJ homolog subfamily C member 22-like
Exons: 6
Coding region: 77-1420 (447 amino acids)
Biological process (GO): endocytosis
Cellular component (GO): plasma membrane; early endosome
Source: RefSeq, a predicted model, not a curated record